UAUUUAAAUUUCGAUAAAAGUUUGAUCUGAAAUCAUGGGAAAUACCGAAAGUAAUGUAACCAGUGCCGUGAAAAAACAGGCAGGAACCUCGACUCAGUCCAUGUACAAAUUGGUCAAUGUGAAAGGCGGCGGACUCCUUGUUGAUAUGAUGAAACGCGCUUCCCAAAACAAACAAUUCGCAGAACUGGACCACGCAAUCAAAACAAAAGUUGAACCUUAUUUAUAUAACAAAGGAGCUGGGAAAUAUAUCCCCAUCUCAAAGUUGGUGCUUCUAAGAAAUAAGGAACGUCCUAGGCAUAAGCAACUACCUGAAAUCCGUGCAUUAGAUAACCCCGACGAGGACUUCAACAUUGAUGAUUACUGCCCUGAAGUCACAGAAGCGGAAUACAUGGCGAAUCCAAGUGCUUACCGAGAAGUUUGCUGGAAUUUGAAUGAACGUGGUGCGGUGGGAGAAUCAAUCCUUCAUCUCUGUCUCUUGAAUGCAACUUCAGUCCACGCUGACCUCGCCAAACGCCUCCUUCGGUUCUACCCGAAACUUAUACUGGACGUGUACAUGUGCGACGAAUACUAUGGUGAAAGUGUCCUGCACAUAGCCAUUGUCAACGAAGACCCAGCCAUGGUGAAAUUUCUGCUGGAUGCAGGAGCCAACGUUGAGGAACGCUGCUACGGAACAUUCAUGAGUCCAGAGGAUCAAAAAUUUUCCAGAUACGAUUCACCUGAGCAUGAACAUGUAGGCGUGACUCCAAUUAGUAACUACCAAGGAUACGUUUAUUGGGGUGAAUACCCACUGAGUUUUGCAGCAUGCUUGGGACAAGAGGAAUGUUAUCGAUUGGUAUUAGCACGAGGAGCUGAUCCUGAUUUGAUGGAUACCAAUGGGAAUACAGCACUUCAUAUGUUGGUGAUUUAUGAGAAACUUAGUACCUUUGAUAUGGCGUAUGAGGUUGGAUCGUCUAUUCAUAUAAGGAAUGUCCAGAAUUUGACCCCGUUAACGUUAGCUGCAAAGCUAGGACGUACAGAGAUAUUUUUCCAUAUUAUGAAUAUUGAGCGGGAGAUCUACUGGCAACUCGGAAGUAUAACAUGUGCCGCCUAUCCGCUAUCCCAGAUCGAUACAAUCGAUGUAGAAACAGGAAACAUUAGCAAGGAUUCAGCUCUGAAUCUCGUUGUUUUUGGUGACAAGGACGAACACUUGGAACUUCUCGAUGGCGUCCUAAUCGACUUAUUGAAAACUAAAUGGAACACUUUUGUUAAGUCACGUUUCUACAGACAGUUCUAUCUUUUCACCGCAUACUUUCUGGUAUCUUUGGUGAGUUUCACUUUACGACCAGGACCUGUAUUGGACACGGAUGAUGAUGAUGAUGAUGGAGAUACCAAUGGUGAUGGAAGCGAUGAUAAGGUUAAAAAUGGAACUGUUGUACGUCAGCCACAGACGAAUAGUAGAUACAGUAGUUUAGGGAAUGUGAAUGCUACAAGGAUAAGUUUGAGUCCAGAGAAUCCAAGCAAGGAACAUUCUCUGGCUCAGAUGAAAAGGACGAGCAAGGGCUUUAUAAAGGAUGAUAACCCAUUUUGGUAUAACACAACAGAAUUCAUUAACGAGAAGGAAAAUGCAUCCCCCUGGUGGGCGACGUACGCUGAGUGUCCUCUAAUGAAUGUUGAUACCACAAAAGCUCAGAUACGCCUAACCGCAGAGCUUAUCCUUCUGAUCGGAGCGCUACUGUAUAUUAUCGCAGCUCUAAGGGAAUCCCGAUUUUUAGGCUAUAAAAUGUUCAUAGAAAAUUUGAUGACUGCGCCAUCUCGCGUUAUGUUCCUUUUCUCUUGUUGCCUAAUGCUGACUGUGCCAUGGCUUCGGCUGUCUUGCUUAACGGAAAUGGAAGAUCACGUCGUCGUUUUUAUAAUGCUAACGACUGCACCAUACUUCCUAUUUUUCUGUAGAGGGUUCAAAACAGUCGGUCCUUUCGUUGUCAUGAUCUAUCGUAUGGUCAUGGGAGAUUUGCUCCGAUUCGUCGUCAUCUACCUUGUUUUCGUUAUGGGCUUCUCACAGGCCUACUACAUUGUCUUCCUAUCCUUCGAUAAUCCUGAAACACCGGAUGAUGUUGAUGAUACCCAAACGAAUCCUCUACCUUCGCCUAUGGAGUCUAUCGUUGCAAUGUUUCUCAUGUCCUUGACAAACUUCGGUGGCUACUAUGAAGCAAUGGCAAGGACAAACCAUGAAGUGGAAGCCAAAAUCCUUUUCGUCCUUUAUAUGGUUAUUGUAGCUGUGCUCCUGGUGAACAUGUUGAUCGCUAUGAUGGGAAAUACAUACCAGAAAAUUGCAGAAACCAGGAAUGAAUGGCAGAGACAGUGGGCAAGGAUAGUGCUGGUUGUGGAGAGAGGAGUUGCUCCUGCAGAAAGAUUACAGAAUUUGAUAUUCUAUAGUCAACCAAUGUCAGAUGGACGAAGGGCCUUAGUGCUAAGAUUGAAUAUGACAGACAGCGACAAAGAAGAAAUGAAGGAAAUCCUGGAGAUGAAACGAAUACAUGAACGUCUAUCAAAGAAGCGAAAACUAGAAAGAGAGAAACGCAUGGCCGAGAAGAAAAAGUUGCAUGAAAAGUUUUUCGGAAAAUCAACCCCUGAUAUUAUUGAAUAG
This is a messenger RNA of Hermetia illucens (black soldier fly), 2623 nucleotides long. RefSeq names its product transient receptor potential cation channel subfamily V member 5 (gene nan). Gene Ontology annotation, biological process: calcium ion import across plasma membrane. Bases 35 to 2623 code for a protein of 862 amino acids. Gene Ontology annotation, cellular component: membrane. Gene Ontology annotation, molecular function: protein binding; calcium channel activity. The record is from RefSeq and is a predicted model, not a curated record. The transcript has 9 exons. Lineage: Eukaryota; Metazoa; Arthropoda; Insecta; Diptera; Stratiomyidae.